Lactuca virosa is the source of this 492-nucleotide messenger RNA. NCBI's taxonomy places the organism in Eukaryota, Viridiplantae, Streptophyta, Magnoliopsida, Asterales, Asteraceae. The record is from the annotation of a GenBank genome assembly.
AUGCUCCAUUAUCAUAUUCUAGAGAUGCAAGAUUUUGUUAUUGCUGAUAUUUCCAAGAUGCAGACUGCAAUGUUUGUUAGUUUUCAUCCAAAGAACUUCUUGAUAGUGGGUUCAUUUUCUCAAUCCAUGUUAUCUAGGGUUCCUACUGAUCAUCCUAUCAUUCUUGAGUAUUUGAAGACUGCAGUUCAUACUGGAGAUGUUGGAUAUGAUUCAAUUCAUAAAAAGGAAAUUCCAAAGAAGAAAUCAAAAGGUUCUCAGCGAAAAAGGAAAACAAUUGUGUCUAUAAAAUCUAAAAAGAAAAAGAGGCGGAGGCUUACUCAACUUAUUAUAGAAGAAGAAUCAAGUGAGCAUACUGAAAGCCUUGAUCAUAAUGAAAAGGAGUGUGCUCUCAACAAUGAAGAAGAUUCUGCGAACAUUGGGCUGAAAUCAAUAAUUGUUUUGGAGCCAAUUCAAACUCCUCUUGUUUCUUCGCAUAUGGAAUCUGAAGCAUAA